Messenger RNA from Venustampulla echinocandica, 972 nucleotides. RefSeq lists its product as uncharacterized. Bases 1 to 972 code for a protein of 323 amino acids. The record is from RefSeq and is a predicted model, not a curated record. The transcript has 2 exons. Lineage: Eukaryota; Fungi; Ascomycota; Leotiomycetes; Helotiales; Pleuroascaceae.
AUGCCUAAAGGCGACCGCCACCGUUCCGUCAGGACCUCCGGUUACUACACCCUGAGCCCUGCCGCACAACCAGCUCAGUACGAAGCCCUUAAUACCUCGCGCAUCCCCGAUCAAUACUACUCGGGAGCUCUCACCACGGGUAUGCCCCAGCAGUCAUACUCUCCACCACACACCUCCAGCUACUCCACCGGUGGUCCAGUCCAGCAUCCCAUGGUCGCCCAGCAACAAUACGCACCAAUGCCUCCGGCACCAUUGACGUCCAUCCGCGCCUCGAGCGGCGCGUGGAAUCCCACAGAUGACCAGACCCUCAUGGCAGCUCGUGCCCAGGGCAUGAACUGGGCUCCCAUCCAACAAGCCUACUUUCCCAACAAGACCCCGAACGCGUGUCGAAAACGCCACGAGAGGCUAAUGGAGCGCCGCUCAGCUGACGAUUGGGACGGUGUCAAGCUUGAGAAUAUGGCCAAGACAUAUAUGGGUAUGAGGAGGGAGAUAUGGUCUGGUCUGGCGGCACAGACAGGCGAGAAGUGGAAUGUGGUAGAGCAAAAGUGUAUGUCUCAAGGCCUCAAAAACCUCCAGACCGCAGCUCGCGCCCAUGCCCGGCGCGAACGUCUCCUCGACAACUCUGGCGCAGGUGGCGUUGGCUCAGCCGGAAUGCUAGGAGUAGGUGCGUACGAUGUGCGCGACCACCAUGCCGAUGACAGUGGUAUCGGCAGCAUCGAGGAUCUGGAAGCUGAGUAUGAUGCAACAGAUGGCGGCGCCAGCAGCAGCGGCCGCAGCACCUCGUCCGUAUACGCAACGCACCAAGGACACCACGGCCAUUAUCAUAGCCAUAGUGGGGGAAGUGCGGUAGGGAGCAUGGUCGAUGGCCGAGGAGGUGGUGGAUAUACGACCCACCAGCAACGGGGACAAAGACUACCCAGUAUGGAUAUGGGGAUUGAUGCGAUUAUCAACCGGCCGAACAAUGGGCGGUAG